AUGGCACCUGCUCCUGAAUUGGCUUCAAAGGAGUUCACAAAGGUCAUCGAUCAGCUGUGGAAGGAAUACUUCCCCCUUUCGUGCACAGUUAGUGAUGGGACAGAAAAGAAAGAGACCACUGGUUGCCUCAGAGAUCAUUUUGGUGACAGUGUCAAAGAUAUCGUAGAUCAUGGUAUCCAUGGUUGUCGAAAUGUUUACAAAAUGAUCAUGGUGCCUGGAGCAGCUGAGUGGUGGAUAGAAGAAUUUAGCCAAAGCCACACCACAGCGCUCUGCAGAGGGGAUGAAGGUACGUAA
This is a messenger RNA of Strongylus vulgaris, 294 nucleotides long. NCBI's taxonomy places the organism in Eukaryota, Metazoa, Nematoda, Chromadorea, Rhabditida, Strongylidae. The record is from the annotation of a GenBank genome assembly.